Messenger RNA from Pyricularia pennisetigena, 1284 nucleotides. RefSeq lists its product as uncharacterized. The transcript has 3 exons. Gene Ontology annotation, molecular function: ATP hydrolysis activity; ATP binding. Lineage: Eukaryota; Fungi; Ascomycota; Sordariomycetes; Magnaporthales; Pyriculariaceae. Bases 1 to 1284 code for a protein of 427 amino acids. The record is from RefSeq and is a predicted model, not a curated record. Gene Ontology annotation, biological process: endosomal transport; vacuole organization.
AUGCCGACGACUUGGAUCACCCUUUCCGAAGAUGGAAUCAACAAGAUCACGUCGGCUGUCAAGUUCGACGAGGCGGCCCAAUAUCAGCAAGCAUUCGACAACUAUAUGACCGGAUGCGAAGAUCUCAUGAAGGCAGUCAAGCGCGAUGACACCCCCGAAGGAACCCGUGUCGCGUUGCGUCGAAAGAUAACCGAAUAUCUGAUGCGCGCCGAGAAACUAAAGGCGCAUCUCGACGCCGAGAAGGCAAAGAAGGAAGGGACAAAUGGACAAUCCAACGGCGCUAUCGCGAACAACGGACAGGACGAUGACAGCAAGAAGUUGCGGAAUGCGCUGGAGGGUGUGGUCCUCCAGGAGAGGCCCAAUGUGAAGUGGGAGGACGUCGCGGGUCUCGAGAGCGCCAAGGAAUCAUUGAAGGAGGCAGUUCUUCUACCCAUCAAGUUUCCCAGCUUCUUCUCUGGUAAGAGGAAGCCGUGGAAGGGCAUUCUCUUGUAUGGACCGCCGGGGACGGGUAAGAGUUAUCUGGCAAAGGCGGUUGCCACCGAGGCCAAGAGUACGUUCUUCAGCGUAAGCAGUUCGGAUCUGGUGAGCAAGUGGAUGGGAGAGAGUGAAAGAUUAGUCAAGCAGCUCUUCGCAAUGGCGAGAGAGAACAAACCAUCCAUCAUCUUCAUCGACGAGGUUGAUGCCCUCUGCGGAGCCCGUGGCGAGGGCGAGUCUGAAGCGAGCAGGCGAAUCAAGACCGAGAUGCUGGUGCAGAUGGACGGUGUCGGCAAGGAUAGCGAGGGCGUCCUCGUCCUGGGAGCGACAAAUAUACCGUGGCAGCUCGACUCGGCCAUCCGCAGGCGUUUCCAGCGCCGUGUCCACAUCAGCCUCCCCGACGUCGCGGCAAGAACAACCAUGUUCAAGCUCGCCGUCGGCGACACCCCCUCGAGCUUGACCAACGAAGAAUACCGACAGCUCGCCCAGCUGGCUGAGGGGUACUCUGGCAGUGACAUUUCGAACGUGGUAAAUGACGCACUGAUGGAACCGGUCAGGAAGAUGCAGAUGGCGACACACUUCAAAACGAUCAUACAUGACGGUGUCGAGAAAUAUGCCGCCUGCUCACCAGGCGAUCCAGAGGCGGUAGAAUUGACCCUCUGGCAGUUAGAAGGAAAACCGUUGGUCGAGCCCCUCGUCACAUACAAGGACAUGGAGCGAGCCAUCAAGAGCACACGGCCCACCGUUUCGCAGGACGACUUGAAGAAGAAUGCAGAAUGGACAGAGGAGUUUGGCAGUGAAGGUGCAUGA